UCCUCGCAAAAAAUCUCUUCACCGCCCCCUUUUUUAUGAAUUAUCCCGACCAACAAGAAGAAGUACCCCGGCAUAACUCCCUCAUGAUCACCAUGGCUGCCGAGACGAGCUCAGCACAGUUGCUACAGGGCGGGGUUUCCGAAUUCGGCCUUGAGGGUAACAUCGUGACCAUCGUCAAAGACAGAGGGGAGCAAGACUACCGCAAAGACUUUGGCGCCUCGUCUGAUAAUCCCCCGCAUCCACGCGAGCCGGUACCCUUGAAAGAGUUGGCCGACAUCUUGAAUAAGGCCAGGGAGGAGUCGUUCUACGAGUCUCUUGCCUACAUCCCGCGAAAGAUUUUGGAAGAGAUCAUGAGCCUUUCCCAGAUCACCAAAAUUAUGCCCGAGCUGGAGUGCUUCAAGGACCAAGACGAGGCAGAGCAUGAUGGGUUAGCCCGUAUGAUAUGCUUUGGUACUCAUGGAAAACCACCUUGCCGCAAGCUCUUGGCUGCCCUGGUUAGAAUCAACUGUGCCGGUUUGAUCAAAUGUGCCAUGGAUGACGGUAUGAGCGACGACUGCCUCCCACUCUGGUUCGCACCCCGAGAUCGAGAAUUCUUCCUUAAAUGUCAGAACCAAAACCAUGAGCAUAGCAAACUCAACCAGGCACUCUCAAACACGGUCGACCGGGAAAAUCUCAAACGCUACACCCACUCGCUCACGGCUCCCUACCUCAAGCAACUGCCGGAUAAACACUUUCACUAUGUGUUGGAGCGUGACGACCAUCUGCCAAUGGAGACUCUUGGCCAAGUUUUGGGAAAUCCAGAGACGAAUCAUAUUAUGGUGUCGAAUAAGGAAAACACCGACUAUCAUGCCCUUGGCGGCUUUGGAAAGGUCUUCAAGGUCCAGAUCAACCCCAGCCACUGGAACUUUGUCAGUCGAGUAGACUUCUACAAUGGUAAUACCGUGUCAGAGAGCCCACAAAAGCGGUUCGCUCUCAAGCAGCUCAACGACAAUAGGCCUGACGUAUUUGAGGAAGAGCUCAAGUCGCUCUUGUUCUGCCUCCACCAUAAGUUUGUCGAUGAGAAGCUCCUCGAGGAGGGGCAAAAGCAUAUGGCUCAUAUUCGCGCAUCAUUUGAGAUACGCAACAAGACGAACAAUUCAACAGACUACUUCCUCCUCUUUGACUGGCAGGACGGCAACCUAACGCAACUUUGGGAAAAUGGGGACAGGCUCAGGAAUGAUGAGAACCACCCACGGUGCAUGGCGCAGCAGAUUUUCGGACUGGCUGCGGCUCUUCAGUGUGUCCACAACGACCGCACCGCUCAUCAGCGCUCUAAUCCUGCCCAAAACCACUACAGCGUCUACGGCAGGCACGGUGAUCUCGGGCCCUCGAACAUUCUGUACUCAGUAACAGAAAGCGGACUCGAACUGAAGCUGGCCGACUUUGGACUGGCCCAGCUGCAUAGCCGCAUGUCUCGGACAUUUGGGAAUACCAAAUUCACUCAUCGGACCGAGACUUACAGAGGCCCCGAGUUCGACGUCGAAACGGGGGAGAUCUCACGGGCUACCGACAUCUUCAGCUUUGGCUGCGUUAUCCUGGAGUACAUCACUUGGUACCUUCUCGGGAACGACGGAGUAAAGGAAUUCUCAGAAACCAGAUUUGAGGCUGAGUCGCACAGGCCUGGCUUCAAGUCGGAUGCCUUCUUCAGCAUUCAUUCGUCGUUGUCCAAGGUGGAUAAAGUGGUUCUAAAACCACAGGUCCUUGGCCACAUCAAAAAUCUCAAUAAGAACCGGAGAUGCAGCUGGUAUCUCCACCAAAUGCUGGAGCUAGUAGAGGAACGAAUGCUCAACCUUGACCCCAAAAAGCGGAUACAGUCAUCUCAACUCACCAAGGACUUGCACGCAUUCCGUGAAACCUGCAACGUUGACCAGUCCUACUACACGGGUUACUGGAAUUCAGUUCCCCGGAAGCCGAGUUGGGACCUCCGUUCUACUGCCUAAAGCCCCGCAGAGGGUAUUCGGACCCCGUGGAGUCAACCUGCCCCCGGUCCAUCAAGCGCCAGCGCACAGCUCCGCCGGUAUAGCCAGCCCUCAGGGACUGACAACGUCGUUUUCUCUUCUGUUAGGUAGGCAGGUUUCAGGUACAUGAAUAUAACUACAUCAACGGUGCCCAGGUGUCAUUUAUUGAGAAGUCAAUGGGCAAAGUACUAUUGUAGGAAGAAUUCACGGCAUGGCGGUGGCACCUUUCCUU
Messenger RNA from Lasiosphaeria miniovina, 2229 nucleotides. Its product is annotated as kinase-like domain-containing protein. Lineage: Eukaryota; Fungi; Ascomycota; Sordariomycetes; Sordariales; Lasiosphaeriaceae. The record is from RefSeq and is a predicted model, not a curated record. The transcript is spliced from 3 exons. Gene Ontology annotation, molecular function: ATP binding; protein serine/threonine kinase activity. Gene Ontology annotation, biological process: peptidyl-threonine phosphorylation; peptidyl-serine phosphorylation. Bases 36 to 1979 code for a protein of 647 amino acids.